GGGUGGCGGGACCCCACCGAGAGCCGUCCGAGAGAGAAAGAGAGGAGAGGCCGCCGACUCGGGAGCAGCCUCUUCAACCUCUUGCCGCCGCGCGGAGACCCCAGGAUGCGAUCUUGCGACACGAGCCUCUUCGCCCUACGCAGCCAAUGCCCGCGGUCCGUCGCCUAGCUCCUCAUGCUAGUCUCGUCUUCCGAAUUGCUUGGGGCACAGCAUGAAGGAGAUGCUCGGAGGGUGCUGCGUGUGUUCUGACGAGAGGGGCUGGACAGAGAAUCCGUUGGUGUAUUGCGAUGGACAGGGCUGCACUGUUGCUGUGCACCAAGCAUGCUAUGGCAUCGUCACUGUACCAACGGGACCCUGGUAUUGUAGGAAGUGCGAGUCUCAAGAACGCAGCGCUCGAGUGCGCUGUGAGUUAUGUCCGAGUCGGGAUGGAGCUCUUAAGAGAACGAACCAGGCUGGAUGGGCGCACGUCGUGUGCGCUCUCUACAUUCCGGAAGUUCGAUUCGGUAACGUGACUACAAUGGAACCAAUUAUAUUGGAGCUCAUUCCUUCAGAAAGAUUUAGCAAGACAUGUUACAUUUGCGAGGAACAAGGCAGAGGUAGCAGAGCAAACGUGGGAGCCUGCAUGCAAUGUAACAAAGCAGGUUGCAGGCAGCAAUUUCAUGUUACCUGUGCACAGGCUCUGGGCUUACUCUGCGAGGAAGCUGGCAACUAUCUCGAUAAUGUCAAAUAUUGCGGUUAUUGCCAGCAUCACUAUUCGAAGUUGAAAAAGGGCGGCAACGUGAAGACGAUACCGCCAUACAAACCGAUACCCGCCGACAACGGUUCGUCGGACUCGUCGCCGGAGAAAGAGGCGGAGACACCGAUAAAAUCGUCGAGCGGCAAGCGGAAAAGCUCGAGUUCCAAGUCAAGCGCGAAUUCUAAAAGUAAAUCCAAUGCUAGUCCCAGUUUAGAGAUAAACGGCGUCGCGGACGACAAGAGCGGUGGUAGCGGUCGUAAUACACCAAAAGACACGUCUACAAGUUCCAGCAAGUUCACGACUUCUAACUUUGUCGAGACUAUUGUCACACAGUCGGAGAGCGUGUUCGGACACGAUGGCAGCGGCACUGUCACCACCGUCGCCACGACGGCAACCGCCCCUGCAAUGAAGACGAACGCCGGUAAUUCAAACGUGGCGCACAAGAACAUUGGGGGCCAGGGAAAAUCCAACUCGUCGACUUCUAACAAGGCGAGUCAUACCAGUAAGAAGAGAAAAACCGGAGCGCGUACGCCGACCGUGAUAGGGAAUGAAAACUCGAAUCAAUCGGCCAGCUCCGAAGCUAGCGGAUCGGUCGUGAUGACGGUCAGCUCUAUGGCGCAGCAGACCGUCCCGAGCAACAAUGUGCAGCCGACAAUCACCGAAGCUACUAGCUUAAGCGUAACGACGGAACCGGAAAAAUCGAAAAAGCGAGCGGUUGAUCUUGCCGCUCAGAAAUUGUAUCUCUGGACAAAUUAUAUCAAUUAUCAAAAAAUGAAAGCCGAGAGCCCGAUUCAAUCGUCGUCGAGCACGCCGGUCGCCACGGAGGCCACCACCACGCCUGUGAUAAUGACGGUGACGCAGUCCCAGUCCUCGGCCGUCACCCAGUCACCGACAACUACGUCAAACAGCAUCGUCGUAUCCGUGCCGUUGAUUGCCACCUCGCUCGCCAGUGCGGUUCAGAGCGUGGUGACAACCUCGCUGACGAUGUAUCAACAGCUGCAGCAGAGCAUAAUCACUACGGCUGCCAAUACCGAGCUGCGAUUGAGUGCAAUAUCGAACGCUGAGAGGCUCGCCGCGGAGGAUGCACCGAUAAAACGAUCUCGUUCCCAAUCGUCAGACAAGCAAGAGAAGCCUCGCAAACCCAAGCGCGGUUCGUCCAACAGCCAACCACCACUGCCGCAGUCACAAACGAUAAACCCGUCAAUCGUAACCUCUGUAUCCAGCACCGCAGUCGUGUCGACGUCCAAGAGGGGUGGGAGAAACAAUCAUCAGACUCCUCCACCCGCCGCCACCGUGGCCCCGGUAUCGUCAAUUAUUCAGGGCCCUGCAUUGGCUACUGUCGGGCACUUCAGUAGCAUCAGUGGCGCAGGCUGCUCUGCGAACAUUAUGGGGCCGACUGUCAAGGAAUCACCGCCUAGCAGUCCUGGAUCAGAGAGUAUGAGUAGUAACACGGGCAAACGAAAGAGGAAAACAGCCGUAUCUACCCCUAUCCCAUCUGCAUCGACUACACCGACCGUUCUUGCUAACGCCAUGAUAAAGGAGGAGAACAACAUAAAACUAUUUCAAAAUGGAGUCAGCGCACCGCACAUGUUGGGGAAUCAAUUGAAUCCUAGUUCAACGAUGGCGCAAAAGAUGUCGGACACACUUUCGCAGGAGCUCGAGGCCCAUUCUAUAUUUACAGAGGCGAGUAACUCCAAUACAAACAUGAUUGGACCGCAGCUGCACAAUCGAGUACUAGCAUCUCAGAUACGAUGUGGCCAACAAAGCAUCCCACCCACUUCAUUUGCCUCGGUUUUCUCUACGAGCGGCGGCAUUACGAGUACAGCCAAUACCAGUGGAGUUUUAGGUAGUGGAGCAAUCCCACAGACGUUAGAUCAGCUCCUGGAGAGACAGUGGGAGCAGGGAAGUCAAUUUCUAAUGGAGCAAGCCCAACAUUUUGACAUUGCAUCCCUGCUUUCCUGCCUACAUCAGUUGAGAGCUGAGAACCUUAGGCUAGAGGAACAUGUAAAUAAUCUCCUGCAAAGGAGAGACCAUUUAUUGGCUGUGAAUGCUAGACUCGCUAUUCCGUUGACAACUCAACCUAGUUCACAUCCAGUGAAUAAUAUACAUCCAACGGUAAAUCCGUCUCAUCCCAAUGUUUCACACUCGGAAGUGCCACCCGGCGCUCCGGCAUCGGUACCUAGAGUGAGCCGCGAACCGCGAGUGAACAACACGUACAUACCUCACUCCAGUACUAGUAAUCAUCCGACGACAUUGGAGAACGGUUUGCCGCCAGAUCCUUCCCCGCCUGCGGCUGCUUCUCUCGCUCAGUAUCACCGAGGAUCAUUGGUUGCGCCUCAACCAAGCCCAACGAUGAGGCACAGUCCGGCUGGAGCUGGAUACCUGCAGGGUCAACCAAGCAACAUAGUAUCACCGGCGCCGGCAAACACUUCCGGCGUGGUACGAAAUUCAUCUGUCACGCCAGAUCCAUUGCGUGGAGUGCCGAGGUCAGCGUCGCAACCAUCGAGCAGUUAUAUGCCGUCGAUGUAUCAGCCCACCAUGUCCAGUCUCACCAGUAACCAAGUAGGCGGAGUUCACAAUCUUCACUCGCAUGGACCCUCGCCGACUAGCCACGGGCCACCGGGCAAGCCCAGCUGAAGGCAUCAUCAUUGAACAGCAAAUCCACAGAUGUACAAAUCUUAGACUGUAAGUUAAUCUAUCGCGUUAAAUAGCAAUAAUACGGUAGGUGUACAUUCUAACGACGGUAACUGCGCGUAUUUCUGGUGGUGCGACAAAAGGAUACCCGAAAUUUUGUAAAAAAUUAAAGGAAAGAGAAAAAAAUAACCGGGGAUCAAGAAAAGAGAAAAUUAAAUUACUGGUUGCAAUAAUUUUGGUAAAUUUGUCAUGCAUGUCAACGAUUCUUGUUAUAUACUAAUGUUCUGUCGAAGAAUCGUAAUUUUAAAAUCGACGGGCUUCACUUAUGCAGCUUUCCUAUUUCUUUACCGUACCACCGUUAUGCACCGCAGCGUGUGUACUAUACGACAAUGAUGAUAUCGAGUGCAACCUAUUUCAAAGCUAAUUUAAUGUAUAUUCUAAUCUUAUACAUACACGUAAAAAAGGGGGAAAUUACCCAAAUAUGUACAAGACGAGCACUGCCUUUCGCCAACAAGAGCUGUGAAGUAGGUUGAUCCCAAUUCGACAUUUUCUAACGAAUGCAUGAUCGUUCCGUUCAACUUCAUUUGCCGUCAUUCAAUUUCCUCUCUCCAUUCAACUUCCCUUUUUCAGCCUGUAGUUUUUAUCAAUACUGUGUCGUCAUUAUGCAUAAAUUUUCGAGGAAUGCAAAUAGAAGGAGACAUUGUGCCAUCAUUUGAUCUACAACAUUAAAGACAUAUAAUUCGACCGUUAUUAUAUCAAUUACUUAAUUGCAUGUUAAUUUGGUGACAAUGACUCUGUGGUCGAUAAUAUAAAUAAUAUUUAAAUACUUGCAGAAAAAAAAAUUAUAAUUGCACAUAAUAUAAUUUGUAUAUUGAAGUUUGUGAUCUUAGUGGAAAAUUGAUUUACUAAAUUAAAUAAUUUAUUUAUAUAAAUUUUAUUUAUUAAUUUUUAUAAAUAAAUUAAAUCCACUCUUCAUCAUUUAAUUCAAUUUACUUAACUCGUUAAUAAAUCAAUUCUGUCAAUUUACAUGUGGAACAGCAUCAACCACGAGAGCAAUUAUGACAUUGUGUAUUUACAGCAAUUGGGAAUUUUGUUUUGAUAAUUUUAUUUUCUUAGUAAUCAGAUUUUGCGGCAAUCUUACAGCCUCGAAAUUAUGACUGUAAUAUUAAUCAAGGGCGUAAUAAAAAAUUACAAACAAGACCGCGAACCACGGCACAGAUCUUGAUAAUGCAAAUAUUUAAAAAACUUGUGAAUACUUGUGCGAUACAUUUUGUAUAUGUAUAUGUGUAUGUAUUGAAAUCGCGAAACACGCGAAUAAUCGUGUAAGAUAUGGGACGCACGAUCGUAUAAAGCCGAAGCUACGUUGCUUAAGAAUGAUGUAAUAUUCGUAUAUGUCAGAAUUGAAAUUCGUUUUGCUGUGCGUCUCCGUGAAAAUAGCCUUCGAUUUUCUAUUCGCACCAUCAUGUGUCUAUGAUUUCCGAGAGCGUGCGACGCCGUGUGCAAAUCGCAAAAUCAAAAGUGCUAGACGGUACGGUAGAACAUUUUUAGGAUAUAAGACUUGAUAAGAAAACAUAAGGUAUUUCGCUCAAAGGCUACGGUAUAUGUAAUAUAAUUUAGCUCGUUUAUAAGUCGGCGAAGAAAUUUGCAUGUGAUACUCCAAACAAAUCACAGAAUGACAUAUGCAAUGUAAAACGACAGUUGUAGAGGGAGGGGGGAGAAAAGAGGAUCGACAAGUGUCCGCUGCGGCUCGAAUGCAUAAUUCACGGAUAACGUCUCUUCGUGUCGUUGAAAUUGCGGAAGACGAGUGGGGGGGG
Molecule: messenger RNA, 5184 nt
Organism: Temnothorax curvispinosus
Lineage: Eukaryota; Metazoa; Arthropoda; Insecta; Hymenoptera; Formicidae
Gene: Alh
Product: protein AF-10-like
Exons: 15
Coding region: 212-3373 (1053 amino acids)
Biological process (GO): regulation of transcription by RNA polymerase II
Cellular component (GO): nucleus
Molecular function (GO): nucleosome binding; histone binding
Source: RefSeq, a predicted model, not a curated record